Messenger RNA from Sarcophilus harrisii (Tasmanian devil), 3285 nucleotides. RefSeq names its product oxytocin receptor (gene OXTR). Bases 1022 to 2209 code for a protein of 395 amino acids. Gene Ontology annotation, cellular component: membrane. Gene Ontology annotation, molecular function: oxytocin receptor activity; peptide binding; vasopressin receptor activity. Lineage: Eukaryota; Metazoa; Chordata; Mammalia; Dasyuromorphia; Dasyuridae. Gene Ontology annotation, biological process: maternal process involved in parturition; female pregnancy; positive regulation of vasoconstriction. The record is from RefSeq and is a predicted model, not a curated record. The transcript has 3 exons.
AAAUCAGCACUUCAAUUAUAAUAUCAUAUUGAGUACAUUCCCUUGAUGACAACGACGAUGAGUUUUUGAUUUUAAAAAGAUCUUCAUCAUGUACUCUAGGAACGGCUUCUCUAUCAAAAUAAAGUCCUCCCUUUUGGAAACAAGUCAAAUAAACCCAAAACCGAAGAAAACAUCAGGGCUAUUUGCGAUGCUCAUUCCAUCUUUUUUGCUUUUGCCAUCCUGGGAAAUAAAUAUGUUUAUUAGCAUGCUAGGACGAAAGCUGGAUUUGAGGAGGAUCUAACAAUCUGUAGCCUCUUGCGCCUCUUAGCGACCAAGCUGCUCGAGUCCAGUUCUUGGCAGUGCAUGUGGUUAAGCCAGUCCCGGGUGCUUCACCCUUGUAACCACUGCCUCCUGCAAGAGAUUCCGCAUCUCCCUUGGUCUCCCUUUCCCUCCUGACUCAGCUUGAAGCUAAAUAGCCUGGCAGAAGGACGCAGGGAGAAGCUGAAGUUGGAGGAGAUUUCCACAGAACUGCAUCUAACCCCGGGAGAUCUUCAAAAAACGGGGAAGAGCAACUUUCUAGAGGAGCAAACUUAGGGGCACCUGCGAGUUUCCCUUAGUAGCAGGUUAGGACUUUGGAGAGCAGCUGAGCCCAGCUCCUGGAGCUUCCCCUACUCUCUAGGGUGGUGGAGGGGAAUAUAUUCUGGACCCCAGCACCAAUCCCACGCCCGCACCGUCAAGUGUGAAACCUUUUUGGUUGUCUGGCCCCUCGGAGAAGGAGGGGCGCGGGCAGGGGCGGGAGGGGCAGAGCAGCUGGGCCCACGCGCUGCUCCCCCUCCCGCGAGUCUCUCCUAUAAAGAGCGCUUCCCGGCUGGUCGGCAGGCAGAGGCGAGUGUGGAGCGCAGCUCCACAGACGCGCAGUGGGGUGCGUCUAGGCACGGCUCCUGGGUCUCUCUCUUGCGGUCUGAGCGCUAUGACCGGAACCCGGUGCCACGGGCUGUGAGUCGUUGGACCGGCAGCAAGAUCGGCAAGACCCCAGCCCACCAUGGAGAGCUCCAGCGAAGCGGCAGAACCGGGGUCUCUGAACAGCAGCGCCAACUGGAGUCAGGAGCUCUCCAACUCCAGGAACCGCAGUUCCGUCCCCGUCCAACGCAACGAGGCCAUGGCCAAAGUGGAGGUGACUGUGCUGAGCGUGAUCCUGUUCUUGGCGCUGACCGGCAACCUGUGCGUCCUGCUGGCUCUGCGCACCACCCGCCACAAGCACUCCCGCAUGUUCUUUUUCAUGAAACAUCUCAGCAUCGCCGAUCUAGUGGUGGCUGUGUUCCAGGUGCUGCCCCAGCUCCUCUGGGACAUCACCUUCCACUUUUACGGGCCCGACUUCCUCUGCCGCCUCGUCAAGUACCUGCAGGUCGUGGGUAUGUUCGCUUCGACCUAUCUGUUGUUGCUCAUGUCUCUGGACCGCUGCCUGGCCAUCUGCCAGCCGCUGCGCUCCCUGCGGCGCCAGUCGGACCACCUGUCAGUCCUCUGCACGUGGUUAGUGUGUCUGGUAGUCAGCGUGCCCCAGAUUCAGAUCUUCUCCUUGAGGGAAGUGAGUGAAGGCGUGUACGACUGCUGGGCCGUGUUCAUCCAGCCCUGGGGACCCAAGGCAUAUAUCACCUGGAUCACUCUGACGGUCUACAUCAUUCCCGUGCUGGUGCUCAGUGCCUGCUACGGCCUUAUCAGCUUUAAAAUCUGGCAGAAUUUGAAGCUUAAGACAGCUCAGGAGCCCCGAGCUACCGGGCCCCUGGCCUCCUCUGUUACCUGUGCGGCAGAUGCUAGCCACGGGGCAGCCCUGUCUCGCGUCAGCAGCGUCAAGCUCAUCUCCAAGGCCAAAAUCCGCACCAUCAAGAUGACCUUUAUUAUUGUCUUGGCUUUCAUCGUAUGCUGGACUCCUUUCUUCUUCGUUCAGAUGUGGUCCGUCUGGGAUCCCAAUGCCCCUAAAGAAACCUCUCUGUUCAUCAUUGCCAUGCUCCUGGCAAGCCUCAACAGCUGUUGCAACCCCUGGAUCUACAUGUUGUUCACAGGCCACCUCUUUCAUGACCUAGUACACCGUUUCCUCUGCUGUUCCACAAGUUACCUGAAGACCAACCCAGGGGGUGAGACCAGCGCCAGCAAAAAAAGCAACUCUUCCACCUUUGUCCUGAGCCGGAAGAGCUCCAGCCUGAAGAGCUUCACCCAGCCAGCUGGGGAAUGAAGAAGAACACACACAAAGGGUUCUGAAGUCUCUGAAUUUAAUUAACUUUGUAUUGCAGGGAAUUUCUGACCUAUCAUGGAGGUCUAUGUACAAAUGUAUGUGUAUAUAUAUAUGUAUGUAUGUAUAAUUAUAAGCUUCUGUACAUAGAUACAACUUGGGCCCAUGCAAUAUGGGGUACCAGAAAUAUGGACCUAAUAGUCAAAAUGAUCACCCCUUAUGGAGGUUCUGUACCAUUUCCUAUCUAUUGACCAAUCUUUUGGGCCUUCUGGCAAGAUCUCUUGUUGACCCCAUAAAGUACUCAAGACUCCCUUCUCCUCCCUCCUGAGCAGAUGAUGGCUUCUGUGGAUCUGCCUUUAUUCUUUGUUGAAAUGAAAGGCAGCCUGGAAGAAUGGAGAGAGAGGGAUAACCUAGAGAAGUCCUGCUUCUGAAAAUAGUCUGUGUGACUCUGGGCAAGCCACUUCAUUUCUCCGUGGCCCAAGUAACUCGCUAUAUUGGAUAAUUCCACAGAUCUUGUAUAAAAGGAAAAGUCACCAAAAAUUAAUGUUUGUAGCCUUCCAAACAUUCUUAUUUAAGGUAAAUCUAGGGCAAAUGUAGAGCAGCGGUGCUUUCAUUGUUGUGUUACUUGCCAGUAUUGUAAUGAGGAAUGCAUGAAUGGUUGGUAGGGCAUGUGGCUAGAAGGAGAAGGGAAAAUUGGGAACAGAAAAUCUAGGGUUUUAAGAGCUAUGUUAGCACAGUUAGGGAAAAAAUGCUGACCAGCUGCUUCUGUUCUGGAGCGGCAAACAGUUGCUCUAGGGUACAGAUUAACUAGGGGUUAUUCAUCAUUAGGUUAAUGUAGCCAUGACCACCAUAUUGGACAAUCUGGUUUAGGUAAACAGACCAGAAGUUUGAUUAAAAAAAAAAAAAAGAAGGGCUUUUAAAGAAUUGAAUAAACCCAAGUGAAUUACAGCGAAGCUGAGGCUGCAAAUGAAUUUCUGAAAGGUACUAACAUUCCAGGUUUUUAUUUACCUAGAUAUCUACAUAGAGUCUCCCCAUUGGUGAAAAUAAUAAUUCUAUGGUCCACCCCUAUAUGAGGAAUA